Molecule: messenger RNA, 5364 nt
Organism: Caenorhabditis auriculariae
Lineage: Eukaryota; Metazoa; Nematoda; Chromadorea; Rhabditida; Rhabditidae
Source: the annotation of a GenBank genome assembly
AUGACGAGUUCGACUGACGGUGACGGGUUGGGAUCGAGCGGCGUGAGUAGCGUGGCCGCCGUGGCCGCCGCUGCCGCCUCCGCCGCAUCUUCGACCGGCGCCUGGCCCCACGGCAAGGAGAACUAUCGGCUCGACGACCCCGUCGGUAUCGGCGCCACGGCCACCGUUCACGGCGUGAGUUUCGAAAUCCCAGUUGAACAUAUUCAGUAGACGUGUAUGGAAACUUCUCGACUAGAUAGGCGACGGAGAUUAAAAAGAGCUGAGCGUUGCGUACGCGACGCGGCUUUUGGCGGGAAACUCGAUGUCAAACAACAUUCACUUGUCUUUAUGAUAGUUCGUCAUUUUUUUCAAAAGUUUUAAUGGUUCGCCAUCAGAAAUUGAGUUAGAUGAACAUAAGAAUGAUAGAUUCAUUUUACUUGGAAUUUUUUCUACAAUUUCAAUUGGCCUCGAAAUUUCAGAAAGCCGCGUCGCGUAUAAUUAAAAUCAAAAAUUCUGAUGUGAAAAUAUAGAAAAAAAGCUUUCAACUUUGAAAGUUCACUCAAAAAGUCUCAUGCUGCAGUUCCUAUAUUUUUUAAUGAUAAAUGUUGAGAGAAUUCUUAUAAAAUAAGCUUUUAAAAAUUUUCAGAAAACGGUCACGAACCUAUUUCAAUCUUCAAUGGUGAUAUGAGAUCUUUGACUUAAAAUUACAGUUCAUACGUUUGAAAUGUUCAAAAUGAUGAACGCGCUCCUAAUUUCAAUUGAAACUUGAAAUAAUCGAUAGAAGAAGAAAUGGCAGAAUCUUUUAUUAAUAAAGGCUUCUCAUGAAACUUUGUUAUCAUCCCUCUCUGUUUCUUUUGCGCCGUGAGAAAGUUUUUUUUUUGCAUUACAAAAAGAUAGUAUGUCGCUAAAGUGUGGGAGAAGGCGUGAGAAGUCAGACAAAGGCCAAGCACUUUUCAAAAUCUCACUUCCUGUUUCUAUGGAAGUCUUCAAAACAUACUCUAGUUUUCAAGAUAUCAAUAUUUGUGAUAUUACGAAACGAUAAAAAAUCUUUCUAGACUGUUCAAAAUUUUUUUCGGGCUUUCAAAGAAGCAGAGACAAACUUCAAUGAAAUUUUUAAGGUGAAAUUUUUGAAUUUUAUUUAUAUAUUUAUAUCUUUCAAGCUUUUUAUGCUCGAAAAACCUGAGAAAUGUUUUUCAUUAAAAUGAUUUCACUUUUUACCGAAAGAACAAUAACAUUAAUAUUUUUUCUCGUCUUAGAAGAAAUUUGUUGCCAUUUCAGGCUCUUUGUGUUCCGAGGAACGAAAGAUGUGCAAUAAAGUGUAUCAAUCUGGAGAAAUGCCAAACUUCUGUCGAUGAACUGAGUCAUGAGAUUCAGGUAUGGGUAUUCGGUGGUAUGAAAAAAAGACCAGCGAAAAUUCAAACGGCGACUUUUCCGUUUUUUUCGUAUUGCUAGGGAACUUUCCGACGGCCACCUUUCCGACAAAACUUUUCCGACUUUUUUCCCUCAUAGUUUUCAAUUUUUAAAACAUCUAUAAACAUUUUUUUUCCCAUUUUUUUUGUGUUUUAAUCAUGAACCAACCACCUACUUUAUAUAGGAAGAUUUAAAACGAAGAGUUCAUCGAGAAAAAACGUCGGAAAAAGAUUCGUCGGAAAGUUCCCUAGCGAUAUGAAAAAAUCGGAAAAGUUGUCGUUUGAAUUUUCGCUGGUGUUUUUUUUCAUACCACCGGGUAUUCAGUCAGAGAAGAUUCCUUUUUUUGUGAUUCAGGCGAUGUCGCAGUGUUCUCAUCCGAACGUCGUCAGUUAUUACACGUCUUUCGUGGUCAACGAAGAACUGUGGGUAGUGAUGCGACUUCUGAACUGCGGCUCGAUGCUCGACAUCCUCAAGAGGAAAGUCAAGGUUCUUGGGAGUCUUCGGCAGGACCUUAAGGGAGUAUUCUCAGGCGAUCGGCAAGGAACAGGCCAUGUUCGGCGUCCUCGACGAGGUUUCCAUCGCGACGGUUCUCCGCGAGGUCCUCAAAGGCCUCGAUUAUUUCCACAGCAGCGGCCAGAUUCAUCGAGAUAUCAAGGUCCAAUGAUUUCCGUCUUUUGAAUUUUUGUUUGUCGUCUUUUUUCGGAUGAAGAUCUGAAAUUUUAGAGGUCUUGUUUUGUCUUUUUAAGACCGUCUUCAAGGUGAUUUCCGCGAAAUUCAAAAAACCCCUGACUCUACAGAGUUUAAUUAUCUUUUUCUUUCUCUGAUGGCUUUUUGAAUUUCACGGAGUCAUUUCGAACAACGCAUGAAAAUAAUACAUGUCUUACUAGCUUACUAAGAAGAUAUUUCUUCAAAAAAAUUUCAUUUGUUGUUCAUGCGAAAAGUCGCAAAGGCUAUGAAUAGUUGAAAUUUCACGCACAAUUUCCAUCAAUUUAUAUUUUUCUGAUACUUAGCUGUUUUUUUUAGGUUUUGUGACAUGAGUUUUGAAAAUGCUUCUAUAAAAUUCUUGCCCUCUCUUUUUUUGAUCCAACUUUCUUUCAGUUUAAGACAGUCCCUGAUUUUUCAAACAAGUUUAAAAUACACGUUAGUCUUGGUAAGAUUGGAGAGUACGGUUAUAGGCUGGAAACAUUCUGUUGGCUGACGACGGGACGAUCCAAAUAGCCGACUUCGGAGUCUCUGGAUGGCUGGCGUCUUCUGGCGGCGACCUCUCUCGCCAGGUUUUUUUUCUUUUCCUCCGCAUGUUUAACUGAUUUUUCCAUUGUUAAGAGAGUCCGACAUACAUUCGUAGGAACACCUUGCUGGUAAGAAUUCCUUGCCUUUUUCGCUUCUUUCAAUAAGAUUUCGGUUUUUAGGAUGGCGCCCGAGGUGAUGGAGCAGGUCCAGGGCUACGACUUCAAGGCCGACAUCUGGAGUCUCGGAAUUUUGGCCAUAGAAUUGGCCACCGGCACUGCUCCGUACCACAAGUAUCCCCCGAUGAAGGUUGAUUUUUGGUUGAAGUCGCGAUUGGGAUGAGCGAAAGCUAGGUGCCAUCUUGUUUUCGGUGUUUAAUCGCGUUUUGUUCGAUUUUGAUUGUCUAUAUGCACCGAUUUGUUAGAAUAGGCUGAAAUUUCAGAACUUUAACGCUUUUAAGACGGAAUGAGAGUUUUAUUCCUAUUUUUCAUUCAUAAAACAUUUCAAAAUUGAAACUUUUGAAAAAAUUCGAGUUGCUAGUAAUGGGAAGAGGUCUGUAAAAUUUGAUUUUCAAGAAUUAAACUGCGAUCGGAUAACAUGAAAGUUCUGGAAAAAACUUUUUUUUUGUGAGCGAACUUUUUGGCGCUUCUUCGAGCACUUUUAGAAGUUCGAAUUUAUUUUUCUUUUUUGUUGAACACGUUGAAGCAGUCUUCAGGUCUUGAUGCUGACCCUCCAGAACGAUCCGCCAAACUUGGAAACUAAUGCUGAACGAAAAGAUCAGUACAAAGCGUAUGGAAAAUCUUUCAGAACACUUAUUCGCGAUUGUCUACAAGUUUGAAUCAAUUUCUAUCUGAAGUUCUCUCAAAGACUGAAAUUCCAGAAAGAUCCAGUGAAAAGGCCGACGGCUGCCGAACUUCUCAAGUAUUCCUUCUUCAAGAAGGCCAAAGACAAGAAGUAUCUCGUCCACACGUUGAUCGAGAAUCUCGCCUCGGUCCCCGUCAUCAGCCAUCAUAGCACCAAAAAGGUAUUUAAUGCUGGAAACUUCGAUUUCCAUUACUUCAUCUCUCUGUUGCAAAGAUAAACCUAUUGAUUAACUUUUCUCUAGGAAAAUUAAAACUGAAGAAAAUGCUUUCCAACUUUUUAAAUAUCUUUUUUCUUCCCCCUGCCUUGUUGAUUACUUUCAAUUUUGCUUUUCUGUUCAUUUCUGUUUUAUUCAUAGCUUGGAAAGUCCAUUUUUCGUACUAUUAUUUCUUCCCAAAAAAUUUAAUCAUUUUUUUUUUGUUUCUUACGAUAAAUAAGAUCCCAAACGUUCCCACAAAAGUUCGUCCCAAGAAUGAAUUGCCUGCGAAAUAAAGUAGAACUAUGAAUGGUCGGUUCAUAAAAAGGACACGGUUUUGUCAUUUUCUUAUCGAAUUCAUUAGAAACUCUUCAAAAGGAGUGAAGUUUUGCUCGAAAAUUCCGCUUUGAACUGGAAGUUUUCAGGUUGCCUCAGGGAAACUGCGGAAAGACAAAGACGGAAACUGGGAGUUUGAGUACGACUCCCCCGCAGGAACCGACAGCAGCGACGAGGACGAGGACAAGCCAGAAAGACCCCGCAAAUCCGACGCCGAUAGCUCCGGAAACGACUCCGGAAUCAACCAGGGCGAGACUCUCAACUUGGUAUCGCUUUCGUUUUUUCUUCUUUUCAUGUGUUUUUUGUGUUGAUUUUCGCUCAAAUAACCAUUAUCGAGAGUUAACUUAAUUCAAGAAAAAGGGUUUUUAAAAGAGUAUUCUCGAAAUAAAUGAAGGAAAUAGUUAUUCAAAACGUUUUCAGGUGCUCCGUGUGAGAAAUCAACAGCGCGAACUUAACGAUAUCAAGUUUGACUACACGAAAUCGGCAGACACUGGUUAUUUUUCUUAUUUUUCAGAACUUUAAAAGAUUUUUUCUGUUUCGCAGUUUGCUUUGAAGAGACUUUUAAGACUUUAUUUGCUGGAAUUUUUUUUUUCUGUAAUUAAGAGAUUUUUCUUUCUGAAACUGUUUGAUCGGUUGAUUAUCAAGUUCUUUUUUUCUUAUAAAAACUCUUCUACUUCAUAAAUCUUUCUGAUGGUUUCAAAGUGUCUUCACUAUGUAGAGUAUUCUAAUUUCGGUUCAGAAACGUAGCUUGCCAGUGCAAAUUCGUGAAGUUAUUAGAAAGCGAAACAUAAAAGUAGAAAACGCGCUCGUGUCCUAGCACCGUGUUGGGAGAAACUGUCUCAUUUAAUAGUUGAUGUGUGAAAAAUUGUUCGUGUUCAGUCGACGGAAUCGCACACGAACUGGUGACGGCGGAGCUGAUCGACUGUCACGACCUCGUGAUCGUGGCGGCCAACCUGCAGAAGUUGAUCGCGUUCGCCGAGGCGAAAAGCGACAAACGCUCCAUAACGUUUGCCCUCAACUCGGGCGUCGCUCCCAAUGAGGCCAGAUUUGUUUCCUCUUUAAGAAAACUGUCCUUUUCCCUCUUUCAAUAUUUUGCUGUCGAAGUCGAUAACUUUCAGGAACAUCAUCAAAAACUUAAAGACAACUGUUUUUUUUUCAAUUUAGAAGGUUGUAACUCAUUCAACGCAAGCUCAUCUGAAAAUUCAACUAUCAGCGGAAUUUCGAAAAAUCUGUAAAGUUUAAUUAUAAUGAGUUCGCAGCUUAAAAUUUAUUAUCGCGAAUAAAUUUUUUUUUCUUUUCAGAUUCCUGACGAGCGGACGUUAACAGGAUUCGCCCAAAUUUCGCUGCUUGACUGA